Molecule: messenger RNA, 3561 nt
Organism: Oncorhynchus kisutch (coho salmon)
Lineage: Eukaryota; Metazoa; Chordata; Actinopteri; Salmoniformes; Salmonidae
Product: sodium- and chloride-dependent taurine transporter-like
Exons: 14
Coding region: 705-2585 (626 amino acids)
Biological process (GO): neurotransmitter transport; sodium ion transmembrane transport; taurine transmembrane transport
Cellular component (GO): cell projection; plasma membrane
Molecular function (GO): gamma-aminobutyric acid:sodium:chloride symporter activity; taurine:sodium symporter activity
Source: RefSeq, a predicted model, not a curated record
GAGUUCUGAAUGCAUAGCCUGCUGCCUGCUGCCUGCUGCCUGCUGCCUGCUGCCUGCUCUAAAACACAUUACAUCGUGUUCUUGGUAAUUGCAAAUAGGUUUACAGUAGACUGAACAGGUAUGCUUAUGUCAACAUAUUACAUAUCAAUGUGUGCAUCAUAGCUGACACUGCAGAACCUUCUUACAGGCACACGUGAUUGUUUAAAACGCCUCUGCGAAAUGCAAAACAAGAACAAAUGUAGGCAUUUAAAAAAUAAAAAAAAAAGGUAAUUAAUGUAAUUUUACUUGCAAAGUGACAACUUUGUUAUCGUGUAUGCAUGGCAUGCAAAGGUUUGGCUGUUUCUGUGUGCUUUUCCAUUCCAACCCGACCGCUUGGUGUGCGCGCGUGCGUACAGUCCUAACGUGCGUGCAUGGCAUGCGCUCAGAGACAAACGGAAAGAGAAAAUGAUGUUGCAGCGUGGAGCUAGCGCCAAUGAUUCGAAGGGAACCUGCCUCUUUAAGAAGACGCUCUCCUGUUGCACGGGGAGGCUGGCCCGGUGUUUUUCCACUAAUGCUCACCCAUUUUAAGAGACAAAGGUCAGAAAGAAAACCUUAUAAAUAAAAUUUACCACCGUAAUUCUCACUAUUCAACACCCGUCCGCCGCACUACACUGAGAAAACAGAUACGUUCUAAAGGAAAUUAACGGAAUUCAAGUCAAUACAGCAUGGCACAGAAAGAGAAGCUCCAGUGUCUGAAGGACUUCCAUAAGGACACGCUGAAGCCUUCCCCAGGGAAGAGCCCUGGCACCCGGCCUGAGGACGAGGCAGAGGGGAAGCCCGUCCAGAGGGAGAAGUGGAACUCCAAACUGGACUUUAUCCUGUCUGUCGCUGGCGGCUUCGUGGGUUUAGGGAACGUCUGGCGUUUCCCAUACCUCUGCUAUAAGAAUGGCGGAGGUGCAUUUCUCAUCCCGUACACUAUCUUCCUCUUUGGCGGCGGUCUCCCUGUGUUCUUCCUGGAGGUGGCCCUGGGACAAUAUACCUCCGAGGGUGGAAUCACCUGCUGGGAAAAACUUUGCCCCAUCUUUACUGGUAUCGGCUACGCUUCUAUUGUGAUCGUGUCCCUCCUGAACAUCUACUACAUAGUGAUCCUGGCCUGGGGUUUGUACUACCUGUUCCAGUGCUUCCAGCCGGAGCUGCCCUGGGCCAAGUGUAGGAACUCCUGGAACACAGACCGCUGUGUGGAGGACACCGUCCGUAAGAACAAGACCCUGAUGCUGGCCGCUAACAUCACCAACUUCACCUCGCCUGUCACUGAGUUCUGGGAACGUAAUGUCCUCAGCAUCUCCAGUGGAAUUGAUGAGAUCGGGGAGGUCAAGUGGGACCUGGCCCUCUGUCUGUUGGGGGUCUGGGUUAUCUGCUUCUUCUGCAUCUGGAAGGGAGUCAAAUCCACCGGAAAGGUUGUUUACGUCACCGCUACCUUCCCUUUCGUCAUGCUGAUCAUUCUGUUGAUCCGCGGCGUAACUCUGCCAGGAGCUUCUGAAGGAAUCAAGUUCUACCUGUACCCAGACCUGCAACGUCUCAAAGACCCCGAGGUUUGGAUUGAUGCUGGCACUCAGAUCUUCUUCUCCUAUGCCAUCUGUCUGGGAGCUAUGACGUCACUGGGGAGCUACAACAAGUACAAAUACAACUGCUAUAGGGACUGUUUGCUGCUGGGAGGCCUGAACAGCGGUACCAGUUUUGUGUCUGGCUUCGCAAUAUUUUCCGUCCUGGGCUUCAUGGCACAAGAGCAAGGGGUGGACAUUGCCGAUGUGGCAGAGUCAGGUCCUGGCUUGGCCUUCAUUGCCUAUCCUAAAGCUGUGUCUAUGAUGCCGCUGCCAACCUUCUGGGCUAUCCUCUUCUUCAUCAUGCUUCUGCUGCUGGGUCUCGACAGUCAGUUUGUGGAAGUGGAAGGACAGAUCACUUCCUUGGUGGAUCUGUAUCCCUCCUUCCUAAGGAAGGGUUACCGUCGGGAAAUUUUUAUAGCUAUUGUGUGCUCCAUAAGCUAUCUUCUGGGACUUACCAUGGUUACUAGGGGUGGCAUGUAUGUGUUUCAGCUCUUUGACUACUAUGCAGCCAGCGGUGUGUGUCUUUUGUGGGUUGCAUUCUUUGAAUGUAUUGCUGUAGCCUGGGUUUAUGGCGUUGAUAAUUUCUAUGAUGCGAUUGAAGACAUGAUUGGCUACAGACCAAAUCCCUGGAUGAAAUGGAGCUGGUCUGUGAUCACGCCUCUUCUUUGUGUGGGUUGCUUCAUUUUCUCCUUGGUCAAAUAUAAACCUUUGACGUACAACAAGGUCUACGAGUACCCCGACUGGUCCAUCGGUGUGGGCUGGACUCUGGCCCUGGCUUCUAUGAUCUGCAUUCCUAUGGUGGUGGUCAUCAAGAUCAUCCAGUCCGAUGGACCACUCAUAGAGAGGAUCAAGGCUGUGGCGGCUCCGCUAGGAGGUGCUAGCUCCCGUCCAGCCGACCACCGUUCUAAGGGCAAGGCUUGCGAGCUGUCCUACCCGCUGGACCCCAACGGGAACAACGGCCUGAUCAAGCCCACCCACACUAUUGUAGAAACCAUGAUGUGAGCGCUCUCUGUGAGAGGAAAGAUUUUUUUUUUUUUUUAAAUACCCGCUUUCUAUGUUAUUAUACCUUAUUAUCGCUAAACUAGUUGUAGGACCAGGUUUACAUGUAUCUGCACUAGGACGGUUCUUUUUUUGUUUUGUUUUCUACAGAGGAAGUUACAUUAUUGGGUUUCCUGUCUAUGUUUUUAAUAUUUUUUUAUUAAACUAUUGUUAAGAAUAUUACUGUUAUUAUGAUUGGAUGAAGUUAAAAGUAAAAAUAAAAAAAAUUGAUCUCCAAGUCACAUGGAGCAGCAGUAUCUUAUAAGAACAGAAUCAGAUACCUACUUAUUUUCCCCUGUUGAAUUAUUAGUGGUCUGUCUCUAUUUUGGCGUGGAUACUUAAAAAAAAGAAGAAAAAAGAAGGCUGUAUAAAACCCGGAAGAAGGAAAUGUGUGUCGUGGUUUCAGCUGUAACAUUUGAUCAACCUAGUUGCUCUGAGCUUUUAACUAAUGUCUAUAGUAUGAUAAUAUUGUGGAGGUGGUGCCUCUUGUAUACAGUGAGAUUACUCGAGUGUGUUUUGUCGUUGAUGUUUGUUGUAAAAAUUUACAGCUGAACCUGAACGUACCUCCACUACUAAGCUGAGUUCAGGGUCCAAGAACAUCUCAUCUACAGUUGCGGGCCACUAAAACAAAACAAAAAUGAAACCCUGUACCUGUCUGCUGUACCGGGUUUUGUGACAAACAAUUGCUAGAAGGCACUUGAGCAUCUUGACCCAAUUGUUUUGCCAGUAUAUAUAUAUAACACUGCAGUGCAACCUAACGUUUUAGUGCCAGCAACUGUACUUGGCUGUGGAGGUACAGACCUGUCCUUCCUGUACGGUGUACUGUGUACAUACAGUCAGCCCAACUCCAUUUUAGACUACAUCGGUGUGGAGACUACUGCUACGUACCAUCCAUCCAUCCCUGUGCAUACAGUAGCUGCAUAAACACGUGUUUAAAGUC